CUCUUAAGUUGCAAUAGACCAAAAGAAACUCGAGCUGAUCGGUUUCUCGGCCAAUUCAUAGCCACAACACUAUAGUCCCCGGGUCCUGAUUAUUUACAAUUUAAUAGCAAAGGCUCUACAGUGUGGCAAAGGCAAUAUCUGCAUUCUUCAUCCCCUCGCUAAGUGUUAUUAACUUUUAUCCGAUACCAUGCAGUCUGUGGAGGUCACAAUCAUGUCGGGUGAGAACUUACGGGUUGGCAAGAAACCCGUCAAAAAGAACGCUUUUGUGUCCUUGAGAGCCGGUUCUUCCGACCAAUGUUGCGAGACCAAAAUGUCGGUUGAGGGCGGAAGUAACCCAACAUGGAGCGAGAAGUUGGUCCUGGAUCUUCCCGCUUUACAUGCCGGGUUUCUCACUCUGGAAGUCCAUUGUAAGGCCGCUUCAGGGAACAAGCUCGUCGGGGGAGCGAGAGUGCCAGUUGCGGACAUUUUCGGGGGCUUCGUGCCAGUAAACCAUCUUCAGUUCUUGAGUUAUAGGUUAUGGGACGCUACCAGCGAAAGGAAUGGCAUCAUCAACAUCUCAGUGAGAGUGAAGUCCCCGGAACCGUACCGGUCUUCGCAGGCUCUGCAGCCGAAGACCUUCGGCAUUCCAGCCAAGGAGGAGAAGAGGCUCGACAGUGUUGUGACCGGAGUUCCGGCAGUUUGGUUCGGUCGUCAUUGCACAUAUUGACCUUUUGGGUUCAAAUAUUCUUUGCCGCCAAUACACACGGCAAUAAUAUUUUAAAUUGUCUACUGGUCUUUUGGCCAAUAAGGACUUUGAAGACGUGAGAAAGAUAGAUUUAAGAAAAAGUUAUAAUUAAGGAAAUACAAUUGCUGAUUCUUUUGGGUGUAUGACAUCCACAGAUAUAAAGUUACAAUGAAUAAGAAAAUAUAUUCAAUUGA
Messenger RNA from Punica granatum (pomegranate), 918 nucleotides. The record is from RefSeq and is a predicted model, not a curated record. Lineage: Eukaryota; Viridiplantae; Streptophyta; Magnoliopsida; Myrtales; Lythraceae.